UAGUCCGACCCGCACACCGUUGCAGUUUCAAAGGUCAUGAGCCGAGGCUGUGGUAACUGUUGAUACCAGCAAUUCUCGUUCUACAGCCCGAGUUUUUCCUUUAACCUAGUGAACAUGGCAGAUUACAUUAUGUUGAACAAUGAACAUCGAAUCCCACAAGUAGCUCUUGGCACAUCAAGGAUUCCUGAUGAGAAGUUAGAAGUAUGUAUAAAGCUAGCACUGGAAAUGGGGUACCGUCAUAUAGAUACUGCUUUCAUUUAUGGUAACGAAAGAGCCAUUGGGAAAGCACUUCAGGAAUAUUUUGAAGCCACCAACCUGAGGCGGGAGGAAGUGUUUAUCACCACAAAGUUGUUACCAAAUUUCAUGACUGAGAGUGCUGUAGGACCGGCGUUAGACGAAAGCCUGAGGAGGUUAAGACUGGAUUAUGUUGAUCUCUUUCUCAUUCAUAUACCAUGCGCAAUGAAGCAUCUUGAUAGUUACCCCGAGAAACAUCCAGGACAUGAGGAAACAGUACAGGUUGAUUUGAGAGAAACAUGGAAGGCUAUGGAAGAAACGGUAUAUAAGGGCAAAGCCCGUUCAAUCGGUGUAUCGAGCUUCAAUGCCAAGCAACUAGAUUACAUUCUUGAGGUCGCACGUAUUAAGCCAGCCGUUAAUCAGGUUGAAGCUCAUGCAAGAUUUCCCCAGAAGAAACUUCAUGCAUUUUGUAAAUCCAGAAAUAUCCAACUUGAAGCCUUCUCUCCACUUGGAUCACCCUACUUUAACGGAUCGGCAAUAUUAAAUACGAUACAAUCCGCUGAUAACGUGGUGGAGAAUUCCGUUGUUAUGGACAUGGCCCAGAAAUAUAAGCGUACAACAGGACAAAUUCUUCUUCGCAACCUGGUACAGAGGGGUAUUGUUGUAAUUCCGAAAUCCGAAAACCCACAAAGAAUGAGAGAAAAUAUUGAGAUUUUCUCAUUUUCUUUGAGCGACGAGGACAUGAAAAGAAUAGACGAACUUGAUAAUGGAGAGCGUCGCUUCUGCUUUUCAUGCUAUGGUCAUUUAAGGACGACCUCCCCUGUGUGCAAGAUGCAUGUGUGUAGUGUAUGCGUGGCUGCGACGAUCAUACAAUGGGGGCAGCUGGUACAAUUCUUACGCCCUACCUGCAGGAACCUGGUGCAAAGACCACCCAGAAUAUCCAUUCAAUGAAGAAUUUUGAAAUAGCUCCAUCUUGUAAAUAAACAGUAUAUAUCAAAAGCAUAUUUCUAAAUAAUGCUUUAACCACUACAACUGUAUAACUUAUUAACUUUCAGGCAAGAGAUACUUAAGUUAUUGAAUGGUUGUGUUAAGAGGAAGGUAAAAUAUAUCUAUAGAUGUUAUUUACUACAAACAACAAUAACAAAUCAUAAACAGAUGCAGUUAAAGGUACAUACUGUCAGGGGAAUGACUGUUCCAGCGCCGCUGCAGAUAUACUUUUUAAAAAGUUUAGAACUAGUCAGCAUCAUCACUGUGAAAAGCUUUCCUUCAUUAGCAGAAAAUUUCGUUUUUAAAACAGGAUGGAAAACAUUGCCACGAAUACAUGAGCGUCGGAAAAUCAAUACAUUUAGGCAAAAGGAAAUCGUUCUGGAACGUCGUACAUACAAUUCAAGUUUAAGUUUUCCUAUAAACAUCCCCCCCCUUACUUUUCUGGUUGAUAUAACUGAACCACAGCUUGGCUAGGUCAUUUCUGUUGAUCAGAUAGCUCAAUCGGUUAGAGAGAUAGCACUAUAACAAUUUGGAAUCCAGUGUUCAAAUCCUGAUCUAACUCCGCUGAAUAUUUUGUCCGGCAAGAUAUGGUUUUUCUUUUCAGAAAUGAUUUAUCAAACGUAUUGUCAAGCCAGAAAAAGCAGAUUUUUAUACUUAGUUACAGGUUUUUGCAGUGGUAAGGAGAUCCUUAAGAAUACAUCAUCUUCUGUCAAAACAACACUGUAACCUUAUUACGGCAUAGAUGGACACCAUUCCUUUUAAGCCUCGUGUUCGAACAAUUUUCUUAGAUGUUCGUUCUUUUGAUCGAAUAAACACUAGUAAAGUGAUAUAGUGAAGCAAAUAUUCAUUUUGUUCGGCUAUCUUUAUCAACAAUCUAAUGUUCACAUAGAUAAUUCCUUACUUCGAAUUUGGGGUGAUUAUGUUUAAGUAACAAGCAUGGUUGAAAAUGCUGGUAAACUAUCAGUUCCCGAGGGUUGCCAUAGCCUUAACCUUGUACCGGGAGUUUAUACUACCACAUGGAAUAUUUAUUAGAGAAAACAUUAAUUGCUGCUGUCAAAAACUGUAAAUUUGUAACGUAAUAAAACAGUUGCAU
Molecule: messenger RNA, 2314 nt
Organism: Mizuhopecten yessoensis (Yesso scallop)
Lineage: Eukaryota; Metazoa; Mollusca; Bivalvia; Pectinida; Pectinidae
Product: aldo-keto reductase family 1 member C23-like protein
Exons: 12
Coding region: 115-1185 (356 amino acids)
Cellular component (GO): cytosol
Molecular function (GO): aldose reductase (NADPH) activity
Source: RefSeq, a predicted model, not a curated record